Messenger RNA from Ambispora gerdemannii, 388 nucleotides. The record is from the annotation of a GenBank genome assembly. Lineage: Eukaryota; Fungi; Glomeromycota; Glomeromycetes; Archaeosporales; Ambisporaceae.
AUGGGACCCUAUGAUGAAGAAAAAAUGCAGAAAUGGAGAAAUAUAUUAAGACAAUUAAUCGACGAAAUAGAAUAUUAUGAAAUAUUAUUAAAUAGAGUUAAAGACCAUGUCAUAACAUUAAGAAAACAAGACCAACAUCGAAAAGCUUCAAUAAUACAAAAAUUAUUCAGAAAAAGACAAGUUCAAAAAUUAAGACAGCAAAGAAAUGAACUACAAAGACAAAAACAAGAACUGGAUAUAUUACAAAAAUCAUUAGCUAAAGCAGAAGAAAACAAACAGAAAAACCAAUACGUAACAUCCCAACAACUAACACCUCAAAGACAAAACUUAUACGAUCAAUGGUUUCAACAAGAAUUAGCACAAUAUGACAGCUCACUUCGAAGGAGAA